AUGUCAUGGAAUUGUAAUGAUACUCAAAACAUCACAGCUUUUGACAUUCCAAUGGGCUCUAAUCGAACACAAAUAUUUCUUGCACAUGGAGAAUUGACGUUGUUGGAAUUAAAAAAUCAUAUUAAUUAUAUCAGUGAUAAAUACUCGGAUAAUGAAACCACAUUUACACUUUUGCCAACAACUCACACGAAAUGUCAUGAUACGAUCGAUACAUAUAUUAUUAUUGUUCUUAUUGCUGUGUUGAUAAUAUCAAUUGUGUUCAAUAUCACAUUGUUUCUUUGGAAAAAAGGUAAAAUUUGUUGUGAAGGAAAUACCAAGAAAUCGAGUUCAUCGACUAGUAUUAUAAGACAUACGGAUGGUACACAAUAUGAAGAAGUUUUAUUGAGUGCUGCCUUGAGUGAAAUGGGUAGUAACUCAAUGUGA
Messenger RNA from Rotaria sp. Silwood1, 423 nucleotides. Lineage: Eukaryota; Metazoa; Rotifera; Eurotatoria; Philodinida; Philodinidae. The record is from the annotation of a GenBank genome assembly.